Messenger RNA from Tachysurus fulvidraco (yellow catfish), 1408 nucleotides. RefSeq names its product TRAF interacting protein with forkhead associated domain (gene tifa). Gene Ontology annotation, biological process: canonical NF-kappaB signal transduction. NCBI's taxonomy places the organism in Eukaryota, Metazoa, Chordata, Actinopteri, Siluriformes, Bagridae. The transcript has 2 exons. Bases 702 to 1277 code for a protein of 191 amino acids. The record is from RefSeq and is a predicted model, not a curated record. Gene Ontology annotation, molecular function: protein binding.
ACAAGGGUUUAAUGUCGUUUGCAAAUCCACAAGGGAACUUUAAUAAAACGAGCACUGAAACGGAAACAUGCUCGGAAAGAUCACGAUAUGUGAGUUACAUGGAAAAGAAAACCAGAUUAAAGUGAACUAACUCUUAAUAUUAACGGUCUUUAGUGUUAUCUAUACAGAGAGCCUAACAACCGUUCGCGCAUGCGCACAUCACUUUCGCACGCUUAAGGCCGUUAAUGCUUUCUGGUCAAAAUGUGACAUGAGGUCAAAGUAAUAAAACAGACAAAAUAGCAAAUGUUGCUGUAAUGUUUUUUUUUAGGCAGGACACCCAUGUGACCAUCAUACGGUUUUGUUUACAAGUCUGAUAUAUUAGUGGGUUUUUUUUAAAGAAAAAAAAAUAACUACAGCAUUGCAGAUUAGUUUGGCGAAUCCAUUACUGAGGGUCAACAUGCCUAGGAUAAAUUGGAUCAUCUAGUAGUCUAGUUCAUAUUGAAAGUAUUUAAAAAAAACAGGGUAUUGCGCAACCCUGGACUUUCCAUAUCACGUGGAGCGGUUUUUCAAUAGGAGAUGACGCAAUAGCCUUCUAUUCACUCCCGGGGCGCGUUCCAGAGCGCCGUUAGUUUGCUGAGUUGAUGAGUGUUAUACGGACGCAGGAGGUGUUUUGGCGUGAAAAGAUAACUUUCUAAAGAGUCUUUGAAAAGAUCCCCAGAACAAUGCAGUCUGUAUCACAAACCAUGGUGACAGAGGAAAACCUGACCUGUCUCCAUGUUCAGCUGUAUCACCCAGACCAGUCAGUGCAACCUCUCUACAGCCUUCUGCGUAUGAACCAACCGUACAAGAUCAAUGGUGAGGAUCCCAUUAGGAUUGGCCGUGAUGGACAAUCGUGCUCAUUUGUGCUGAAUGACACCCGUGUCUCCCGAAAACAGCUUUCCAUCCAGGCAUAUCGCAAGCCUGGUAGCGUAGAUCUACGCUUUACUGUGCAGAACAUGAGCCUGAAAGGCAAGAUCAUAGUAAACGGGCAUGAACUGGGUCACUUGGAGCGGGCUGAUCUGGAGGAAAAGGCAUUGCUGAGAUUUGGCAGAUAUGAAUUGCUGAUUUGGAAGGAGUCUGGUGAGGCCCAGGAAAGUUUUGAAGUUUUGUUUGAAAAGCUGAAUGUUUCCCCUGCAAGGGAAAUGGGGAUAGAUCUCCCAUGCAGGAUUGCGGUGAUGGAUACAGGUGUAAGAAUCCAUCAAACUAUAGAACCUCUGAGUCCAGAGCCACUGGAAAGUGAUGAGAAUCUGUACAUUUAACCAAGAUAACAUGUAUUGAUAAACAGGAGUUCACUAAGAGAUAUUUUGUGGUUAUUUUUAGUGAAAGGACAAGGACGAGGCUGCUGAUUCCUCACAUGACAUUUACUCAUUUUAUCAUAUGUGAAGACAGG